Molecule: messenger RNA, 1334 nt
Organism: Triticum aestivum (bread wheat)
Lineage: Eukaryota; Viridiplantae; Streptophyta; Magnoliopsida; Poales; Poaceae
Product: putative deoxyribonuclease TATDN1
Exons: 11
Coding region: 112-1194 (360 amino acids)
Cellular component (GO): cytosol
Molecular function (GO): 3'-5'-DNA exonuclease activity
Source: RefSeq, a predicted model, not a curated record
GAGUACAAGACCCAUAACGGCCCAAUCACUUCUCUCCUCCAUCCAUAAAGAGAGACUUCAUUGCUCCAUGGCCGACACCGCCUGACCUCUUCCUCCUCGCGACCGGCGGCCAUGGCGUCCAACACCGUCAAGCUCAUCGACAUCGCAGUGAACUUCACUGAUGGCAUGUUUAAGGGCAUCUACCACGGCAAGCAGUGCCACUCUGCCGACCUCCCCAGCGUCCUCGCGCGAGCCUGGGCUGCCGGCGUCGACCGCAUCAUUGUCACCGGAGGGUCUCUGAAGGAGUCCAGGGAAGCGCUUGAGAUCGCCGAGACCGAUGGUAUGCCCGGCUGCUAUGAUGGUGUAUAUUGGCUGACUGGUGCAGGCACAGUGUUUGAUGGAAUGCGCCUGAGGAAUUUCUUAUUUGUGCGUGUGUAUGCAAUGCAGGGAGGCUAUUUUGCACCGUGGGAGUCCACCCAACGAGAUGCGGGGAGUUUGAGGAGAGUGGAGACCCGGAAGGGCAUUUUCAGGCUCUCUUGGCUUUGGCAAAGGAGGGCAUCGAGAAGGGUUGUAGCAGUCGGCGAAUGUGGUUUGGAUUAUGACAGACUUCAGUUCUGUCCUUCAGAUAUACAAAAGAAGUACUUUGAGAAACAAUUUGAAUUGGCUGAAGCAGUAAAACUACCGAUGUUUCUUCACAUGCGUGCUGCUGGUGAAGACUUCUCUGAAAUCGUAUCACAAAAUCUGUACAGGUUUCCAGGUGGGGUUACACAUUCCUUCACUGGUACUGCAGAAGAACGUGACAAGCUUCUUUCUAUCGAGAAUAUGUUUAUAGGUAUUAAUGGCUGCUCUUUGAAGACUAAAGAAAAUCUUGAGAUUGUAGGAGGUAUUCCUGCAGAGAGGAUGAUGAUAGAGACAGAUUCUCCUUAUUGUGACAUAAAAAAUACUCAUGCUGGAAUCCAGUUUGUAAAAUCGAUCUGGCCAUCCAAGAAGAAAGAGAAGUAUGAACCUGGUUUAACAGUUAAGGGUCGCAAUGAGCCUUGUUUAGUAAGGCAAGUCCUUGAGGUAGUGGCUGGAUGCAAAGGUAUUGCUGAUAUAGAAGGCUUAAGUAAAACUCUGUACCACAACACAUGCAGGCUCUUCUUCCCUCAUGACAUAGAUGCUUCUGCAGAUGCACAGCUUGAGAGUGGUGGUGUUACUGCAGAACAGAAUAGCUGAUAAUGCAGAGUGAAUUGUUUUGAAACAUUUCGUUUUUGCUUGCUCUUCGGUUUUGUGGUGUCUAUGAAAUAUUUAUGGUGUCCUAAAAUUCUUCUAAUUUGACAAGCUUCAAUUUCGAAAUGGCAUCGUAUGUUCUUUCA